Wyeomyia smithii (pitcher-plant mosquito) is the source of this 6172-nucleotide messenger RNA. RefSeq lists its product as uncharacterized. Gene Ontology annotation, biological process: axon extension; axo-dendritic transport; synaptic vesicle transport. Lineage: Eukaryota; Metazoa; Arthropoda; Insecta; Diptera; Culicidae. Bases 328 to 5997 code for a protein of 1889 amino acids. The record is from RefSeq and is a predicted model, not a curated record. Gene Ontology annotation, cellular component: cytoplasm; synapse; axon. The transcript has 6 exons.
AUCCGUACGAAAACAAACUCAUCUAACGAAAGUUGAAGUGCUAAUUUAACCCGUACUUUGGUUAUCUGUUUCUAGAUUGUUACGUCAAAUUUGAUAGUUUUAUCAGUGUUAUCGCUGGAAAACAGCUCAAUUAUGUGUAGUUUCUGUGUGAGCGUAACUGUACAGAGUUCCUAUUCUCAAUCUGGUCCCGUCCCGUAAUAGCAGGGCGUGUGUGCAUAAACCAGCUUAGCUGGACAAACUCGUUUAUUGUUAUUUUUUUUCGCUUCUGUGAGUGUUGUGAACAAGUUUCGAGAUAGCAGCGGUGAAUCAUCCAUCGGUCGACGAAAGAUGCCCCCGGAGAAGGAUAUCGUCACAAAAGGGUGGGAGAAGCUAGACGACGAUGUUAUCAUCAAAGAGGUGGCCACCAAGGGUAAACACGUUAAUCUUUGCGUGAGCUAUCUGGCCGAGCGAAACGAACUGUCCCUCGUUGAGGCCAAGAAUUACUUCCUGCAGAAGGUUAACGCGUACGUCUAUCGGUUGCUCUCGAAUCGGCAGCUCUACAAAGCUGAGCACAUCCUAACGAACAUCGACCGAGUCUCGAAGUAUGUCUUCUACCAGAUCGCGGCGGAAACCAGCGACCACGAGCUGAGGAACUACAUUCGGGAACAUCUGGCCAAAACGAUCGAAAACUACACCGGCGAAUCCGGCGAGGAACGUUUGAUAGAGGCCAACUGGAGGGUGUACUGCCUGCUCAAGGCCAACGUGCGCCAGCUUUCGGAACUGCUCCGCGAGCUAGAUAGUGACUAUAGUGUGCUGGAAAUUGAAACCAUGUCAUUCAAUACGUUCUAUGCCAAGGACGAAGCGUACCGAAACGCGGUCGCGCUGGAUCUGUUCUUUAAGAAUCAAGAAACGGAAAUCUCUCCCCUGCUGGACAAAUAUGCCGUGUGGAAUUACUUGCUCCGAAAUAACAUCGACAAUCUGGUCAAGAUCUGGAUACAAAUCAAUGUGUGCCUCCGUUUGCUACCCGAGCUGGCCCAGAACCCGUCGACGUAUUCCACCGAUUUGGCCAAAAUAAAAAUAGACAUCUACGACGAUCCAAGGUUCAACGAACGGCUGCGCCAGUUAUUCCGUCGCUGGGAGAUUAACGAUUUCAUGGUCGCACAGCUCUCCUGCCAGAAGAGUAUGUGCAAGAACGAGGUCCUGCUGAAUGCACUCGCAACCUACGGUAAGUUUGUGGAGCACGAACGAACUGAUCCGUUGCAAAUUCUCCGCCGGCUAUUUACGACGCACACUCUGGAAGUGAACAAAUCGUGGCUGAAGAGCCAAGACUUUUGCAACGAGCUCACGAAGCACCUCGUAGAAUCACGAUUAUUUCAGCUUAUGGACCUAAAAGUGGUUAGCAAGGACUACCUACGAAGCAUGGCGGAAGAUUCUAACUGUGAUAAACGCGAGGAGAUUGCAAUGUUUUUGCUGAUGGAUAGUCUUAAACAUGAUAGUAUUAAUAUGGAGAAAUUGCUGAAGGUUUCGCUGAGGACUUCGCAAUAUUUGAGCAAUAAUCAGGAAACAUUUUACGAUGAAAACCCGUUGGUGUAUCUGUUUGAUCAUUUCCUCAAUCCGGACAACACCAAAUUUCCCGAAGAUGAAACAAGACUUUGCAAGCUUCCUCAUUUGCAUAAUUUUUUGAAUAGACUGAAAAAUACUUCCGCAUCGGCCGUUUCGGCCAGCCGUUUGAUGGAGUUGCAUGAUCUCCCUAGUGUGGAUACAAUUCGAGAAAAUCUGUUUCGAAAUCGGGACCAGGACGACGAAGACGAGGACGAAAAGGCGGCUAAACGAGCGAUUUUAAAGCAGCACGGAUGUGUUCCCCACUUCAACCAUCCGCUGUUGAUCGAAAAAUACGCCACCUCCGUCAAGCUGAACUACCUGCACUACAUCAAACAGUAUCGAUCAACCUACGCCCUGUACCUGUUUUACUUGGAGCAGCUGAGAUGUUAUUCCCGAAUCGGACCGGCACAAAUCAACAGUGCCGCAAAAUCAGCAGCUGAAAUAGCACUCUCAAACUGUCGUGAUUCCAAUCUGGUCACGCAUUGUAUUGCCUUCAUCGAAAUGCUUGGAGUGGACAGUACGCGAACUCGCGCUUACGUUCGCUGUAUGAACAUGCUGCCCUGCUCGGAUGAACCAAGCUUCAUCUCAGCGCGCGAACUGAUCGAAAAAUGUGAAGACAUUGUCGUGUCCCGCUCCUGGAAUGACCCGGAGCUUCUGCCGGACCUAGAGGCGAUGGCCAUGUUGUGCCGUUCGAGUGAGCUGAAACUUCCGGAACGAUAUCUACGUCGGCUGUUGGGUGAAAAUGAUUGGUUUCGAUUUUUGCUGUUGGUUGAGUAUCUGGACUACCCACAACAGCAGCUACUGGAGCUUUGCAACGAGGGCUUCCAAGAUGUCACCAUCGGGUGCAAUGUGUUGAAAGCGAUCAAGUAUCAGGUGGCGCCGGCUCAACGGAGGCUCUCGACGCCAACGUCGCACCGGAGGAUGACUGGCAUCACACCGAGGAAGCGGAGAAAGGCUAGCAACACCACUGCCGAAGAGAGUCAAUCGAGCGUAUCAAGCGAAAACGACACCAAAAGACAUCAGUCGCAAGCGAUCGCGAACGAUGAGCCGGGUACGCACUACGAAGGAGCACGGUUCCUCUGCGAACAGUACGAUCGCGACCUAUUUGCGUCUAUCUUGCUCUGUUCCACGGAGGCUAACAAUUGCGGAACGACAGCAGAAGUUCGGGCGAGUCUGGAUUUCAAAGCUUUUCGGCAGCUAGUCUUGGAGGGUGUCCAAGCUGCGGAACAAUACACCUUCAUCAACUUAUUGGAUAGAGCAAUAAGACACAAGUGGCCCCUUCUAGCGAUUCUGGCUGGCACGGUAUCCCAUACCAACCGCAAAUACUGCUGGCUCAGCUGGUUGAUGAUAUCGGUCGACUAUCCUUUCCAAGACAGAAUUGUCAGCUUUCGGCAGAUUGAGUUCAUGCGCGAUUUGCUACAGCACUGCAUCCAGCUGGGCUACGUCCAAACACUGCACGAUAGUUUGGCCGUGUUUUACCCGGAAACCAAUUUCUACAGCUUCGCUAAAUAUCUGGUCGAAACGACCGCCGGUAACUUUACUCAAGCUACUACCGAUUGUUUGCGACAAUUCCUACAACACGUCACCGAUUGUCGUCUGUUGGAGUUGGAAAAACACGAACUGAUCGCGCUUUGUGUUAAACUUCUAACUCUUCAUCUAGAUCAUAACUUCAGUUCGCUGCAUCAUCAGAUCGAGUUGCUGGAAUCGUUGGUUGCGUCAGAUAUUGGCUGCUUUACACAACUGAUUGAUUUUGCGCUGCUGCUUAAGAUAAGUAACAUUAUCAGAAGCUCCACCGUGAGGGUGAUUUAUAUGAACUAUUUUGAUCGAUCGCCGGUCGACAUCCGGCAGGAGUACGAAAUUAUUUGCGAGAAUUUGGUAGCGGCGAAGUUCAACCAGGAAGCCAUCCAUUAUGCCGAUUUGUUGGAUCUUCCCAAGGAGAGCAUUAUUUUUGAACACUGGGUUAGCGGGUUCGAAAGUAGUGGCACUUGUUCAUUCGAACAGUAUAAAAGUGACUUGUUGAGGUAUAACUUUGAACCUGAAUUGUUGUUGAAUUUCUACAUUCACAUCGCAAAUAGACUAGAAUACAGUGAUGUUUUAAAGUAUACCAUACUCAAGAAAGCGCUUGAGCUGAUUAAAGAUUGGGGACUCUACCCGAGUGAGAUGUUCGACCGAGAUCGUCUAGAGUACGAGUUGGUUCUAGCUUAUGUGCGAUGUUCGGAAGAGCCAUCGAGUCUGGAACUGUAUCAUUCGUAUUUCUACACUAACAUCUACCGGCGCGAUCGCUACGUUCUUCAUCACACUUUUCUGGAACUCAAGGAAGUUGCUGGCAUCGAUGAUUUGACCGUAUCCAACUUACCCCUCAGUGAACCGGAGGAGAUAAUUCAUCUGGACUGCUUAAUCAAUCGUUUGUUGGAGCGAGGGGACAUCGUGCAGGCACUUCGUUACCAAGCAAUCUUCGAGCAACGCCCGGUUGACCUUCAUUUUAUUGUAUUCUGUAUGGCACUAGCCGAAUCGAUUGUCAGUCUGUACAAUCUGUCCAAGGAGGAGCGUCUGAUGCUGAACGAAGACUACAAACGAGCGGCGAAUCGUUUUCACCGUAGAACGCUACGUUCCAGCCGAAUCAGUCAAAGCUCAACCAACACCUCGCUUUGUUCACCACUGAAGCCUACGAACAACGACUCUUCCGAUACGAGCGCGGGGGCUUCGGAGUUCGAGGAAGUACCGCCUCGGGAGAAACAAGACAUCUUCGAAGCAAUUAAUACCCUCGGUGCCAAAAUUAAACACGGCCAGGAACUAGCCCAGCGCAUCGUUCUCACGUAUCGCGUUGCCAUGUACCUGGACAAGGAGUACAACGAAGUGCUGAAAGUUCGCGACCCAGGCGGUCUGCUGACCGAAAUCAUCCAGGAGGAGUGUAUUCAAAAGCUGGAAGUCAUCAGCGAUAUCAUGACCGCUCACCGGUUGGACGAUGGCACGGUUUCGGAGUUUCUUGCGAACGAAAUCGUAACUGCUGUCGUAUCCUCGAAGUUCUAUCUGCUGCAGCACACUUCGACGAGUGUUAAACCGAUCGACGAACAGCUCUGGGGAUACAACAUCGAUCGGGAGUUUCAUCUUUUCCUAGAGUUAGCUCCAAUCACGACAUUGCUGGGAAAUUUAUUGCUGCGAUACUGCGAUGCCAUCAAGCACUAUAAGAGGCUCGAAAAAUCUCCCGAUCGAAGUUCUCUCUCCGAGUCAGUCACUGAAGAAAUCGACUUGGAACUGCUAGAGCAGCUGAGAACAAUUUUCAAAGACCAAAUUCUGUCUCUCAAGAAGCAAAACACAAUCAUCGUAGCCCUGUUGAUCAAGGCUCACGAUUGCUUCGUUCACGAGUGUUCCGUCGAGGGCAUUGUGGAAGUUCUGCGACGCUGCAAAGCCCUGAACACCACGCUAACAGGAGCGAAGUCCUGGAGUUUAAUAGUUAAACUGCUGGUCGGUAUUGGCCGUUACCGAGAGAUGUACUAUUGCUUCGAAACACUCAUUAAAAACGAUCAAUUCGAGUCACUGCUGGGUCAGUUCGACGAGAAGCACACCAAUGGCCUUAAAACAGCCAUCAUCACAUAUCUACACGAACACUGUCCGGACCAGAAGGAGUAUUUCAAGCUGACCGCGCUCCACUUUUUGAUGUACAAGGAAACAGCGGAAAUGUACGAAACAGAGGCAAAAUCUACCAUCGCCAGAGUUCUGUCGACGCAUGAGAACCCGUACAGCGCAGCGGCUAGCCCAAAAGUGGCAAUCGCCCGGUUAGAAUGCACUUCUCUUGUACUGUCAGAGUUGAAUUCUGCCAUGGAAGCAUACAUGCAUGCAGCGGAAAACUACCUGCUGGACAAUAAAAUGAAUCUCGCCCAGAAAGCGGCAAGCAGUGCCGAGUUAGUGGCACUUCAGAUUUUUCUGGCUAAUAAGGCGCUGAUAGAAAAAAGUGAGGAGUCCAGUUCUUGUAUUUCUAUACUGAACAUCAAAAAGGACGAAAAGGGACUCAAUCUGGCUUAUUGUAUCAACAGUGUUUUAAGUGUCCCUCAAGCGUUGAUCAUAGCCCGCAACUACGACUACGAAAUCAGCUGGACAACGGCCCUGUACCAGCAUUACGUUGUUCGAGGGGAAACUCACUAUCUGGAAGACUUCCUCGAUCGGAUGCCGCUAACGGACGGAAUGGUGGAGAAUCUGGUGAAAACAUUCCAGCUGGAGCCGUGCAUAACACCGGAAAUGGAACGCUCUAUUGCCGGUCUGGUUGAGAUGGUAGAAUCCGUUACACUCAAGUACCGUCUGGCGUCGUUGCUCGGUUUGAAGCGAACACUGCACGAGCUUAUCAACCAGAACAGCUUGUACUACCUGAAGGAUUGCGAUUACGGGCGGAAAGAACAGGGCGGUCAGAGUGGUAGCUGAGGGAUAUUGCAGCCAAACUGGAUUGGGAUCGAUGUUUUACAAGUAUUCUGUACUACGAAUUAUUGUUAUAUCGAAAUAAAAGUAGUUGCUAGGAAUUGUGUGCGUAGCUAUGUAUCGGAAAUAACGGAAUAUAUUUACAAUAAAGAAUUCAAAGCAGUGCUUUUUUAAAAACCAA